GCGGAUUUCGAGCGUGUGUGUGUGGAGUGGGAGGGUGGUGGUUUAUUUUCUUUAUUUUCUUUUUGCCAGGCAGGCGGGCAGGAGGCCACUUUCAUUAGGCUACUAUUAUUUCUUUUUCUUCCUUCCUUCCUUUCCUCCUCCUCCUUCUGCCUCCUGCUCUCCGGGCCUGCAAUGAGAACUUAAGGACCGAGUGAGUGCGGGCGGGGGGCGGGCGCGCAUUUACGCUCGGAACAAGCGGCGAGAGACACCGCGAAAAGUCGAUCCCGCUGCGCUCCGCGGGUGCGAAGGGAGUCCCAUCCGGCUUGCCUGCUGCCUCUGGAAACCGGUUUGGCUCGCGUGUGGGUCGAGCGUCUCUAUGGAUUGGCGGAGAGAUCCACUCGAGUCCUGAAUUCCAAGUCCAGGAUUCCGGAAGGUGCUGCCGACCACAUUGGAGGAGCGGCGCCGGCCGCCAGCUUACUUUGACCAAAGAAAAAGAGGGAGGGAUGGCGGUGGGACGCCGCUACCAGGACAGCUGAUUCCCUAAGAAUUCUGCCUGGAUUUUGGAUUCACACCUCUUCCCACUAUGCCCCUCGUUGGCUUUUUGCUUUGGGCAACCUUACUAAUUGUAGGCUGGUGGCCAUCCUACUCCAAGGAUUACCUCUUUGCUACUCCAAGAGUGCAGCUCACUUUCAAAGAGCUCAAAGCCACCAGCACUGCCCAUUUCUUCAAUUUCCUGCUCAACUCAACUGAUUAUCGUAUUCUGCUGAAAGAUGAAGAUCAUGACCGCAUGUAUGUGGGGAGCAAAGACUACAUCCUCUCCCUGGAUCUUCACGAUAUCAACCGGGAGCCCCUGAUUAUCCACUGGCCUGCAUCUCAACAAAGGAUAGAAGAGUGCGUUCUUUCAGGGAAGAACAGUAAUGGCGAAUGUGGGAACUUCAUCCGCCUUAUCCAGCCCUGGAAUCGAACCCACUUGUAUGUUUGUGGCACUGGAGCAUACAAUCCUGUCUGUACCUUUGUCAAUCGAGGCCGUAAAGCACAGGCUUUUGAGCUGAACCAGUCCAUCCAGCAGGGAGGACGGGGAAGUAGAGCAGUUGACUCCUCCCUCCACCCGUCUCCAGUGGAACGCAAGGAUUACAUAUUCUACCUGGAACCAGAGAAGCUUGAGUCAGGAAAAGGAAAGUGCUCAUAUGACCCAAAGGUGGACACCGUAUCAGCAUUAAUAAAUGAAGAACUCUAUGCUGGUGUCUACAUUGACUUCAUGGGCACUGAUGCCGCCAUCUUCCGCACCAUGGGCAAGCAGACUGCCAUGAGGACUGACCAAUACAACUCCCGUUGGCUAAAUGACCCAGCAUUUGUCCAUGCACAGCUCAUUCCAGACAGCGCCGAGAGGAAUGAUGACAAGCUCUAUUUCUUCUUCCGAGAGAAAUCUACCGAUUCCCCACAGAGUCCUGUUGUCUACUCCCGCAUUGGUCGCAUUUGCCUGAAUGAUGAUGGAGGCCACUGCUGUCUGGUGAAUAAAUGGAGCACAUUCCUGAAAGCACGGCUCAUCUGCUCUGUGCCAGGACCUGAUGGGAUUGAAACACACUUUGAUGAACUCCAGGACGUCUUCAUCCAGCAGACCCAGGAUGUGAAGAACCCCAUAAUUUAUGCUGUUUUUGCUGCCUCUGGGUCUGUGUUUAAAGGAUCUGCUGUGUGUGUCUACUCCAUGGCUGACAUCCGCAUGGUCUUCAAUGGACCUUUUGCCCACAAGGAAGGCCCCAACUACCAGUGGAUGCCUUACACAGGCAAAAUGCCCUAUCCACGUCCAGGCACAUGCCCAGGGGGGACGUUCACACCCUUGAUGAAGUCAACCAAGGACUACCCAGAUGAAGUCAUCAACUUCAUGCGCACUCAUCCCAUGAUGUACAAUGGUGUGUACCCCAUACACCGCCAGCCGCUAGUGGUGAGGACCAACGUCAACUACAAGUUCACAACCAUUGCCGUGGACCAGGUGGAUGCAGCUGACGGGCGCUAUGAGGUGCUUUUCCUGGGCACAGAUCGUGGCACUGUCCAGAAAGUGAUAGUCCUGCCCAAAGAUGACAUGGAAACAGAAGAACUGAUGCUUGAAGAGGUGGAAGUGUUCAAGGUUCCAGCUCCCAUCAGGACGAUGACCAUAUCUUCCAAAAGGCAACAGCUGUACGUGUCCUCAGCCAUUGGCCUAACACACCUGGCUCUUCACCGCUGUGAUGUGUAUGGAGAAGCCUGCGCUGACUGCUGCCUGGCCAGGGACCCCUAUUGUGCCUGGGAUGGGAAGUCCUGCUCUCGCUAUUCUGCUUCCUCCAAGAGGCGGAGCAGGCGUCAGGAUGUCCGGCAUGGCAACCCCAUCCGUCAAUGUAGAGGUUACAAUUCUAAUGCCAGCAAGAACACUGUAGAGGCUGUCCAGUAUGGAGUGGAGGGAAGCACAGCCUUUCUGGAGUGCCAGCCUCGCUCCCCUCAGGCCACCAUCAAAUGGCUGCUCCAGAAGGACAACAGUGAUCGAAGGAAAGAGCUGCGCACUGAAGGAAGGGUGCUGAGGACAGAGCAGGGGCUGCUGUUGCGGUCCUUGCAGCUCUCGGAUGGGGGCCUCUAUUCCUGCACAGCCACAGAGAACAACUUCAAGCACACGGUGGCCAAAGUGCAGCUGCAUGUACUGAGCAGUGAAACGGUCCAUGCUGUGCUCUUCCAGUCAGAGGCCCCUGCCCCUUCUGCAGCAGCCAUGCGAGCCGGCCUGCCAGGCACUUUCAGCUCCCAUUACCAUGACCUGGUGCAGCUGCUCACCCAGCCUGAGAUGGGACUCAUCAACCAGUACUGCCAGGGCUAUUGGCGGCACGUGGCCUCCAACCAUAAGGAGACUCUGGCUGGUCUCAAAGCCAAGGAGCUGCAUGAUCAGAAAAAGCCUCGAAACCGCAGGAACCACCAACCAGAGAUGGAUCAGCACACAUGAAACUUGACAAGGGACUAUGAAAUGACAGUGCUAUAUUUCCCCCCUCCAUUUUAAUAUUAAAAUAUCUAUAAAUAUAUAUAUAUAAAUAUAUAUAUAUACACACACACAAACACACAGACAAACACACACACAAACACGCCCUGCUCCCCCUCAAGACAAUAUUUAUUUGUAGGUUGUACAUAAUAUGUGGGUGAUGCAGUCUCACCUCAGUGUGUGACAGCGAGGAGUUUGGAGGCGUCCCGCUGGCAGCUUGCUCUUCCUUCCCCCUUUUAUCUGCAGUACUGUAAAAUAGCUGACACUCUGGAGGAUCUCAGUGGGACACGGCAGUCUUGUGUGGAAUCUGGGGGUCCAGAAUGUUGGAGCAGAAGCCUUCAAGACUGGAUCAUCAUGGGCAAUUCUGAGAAUGUUGUGCUACUGUCACUGAAAACAUUUCUACCUGGUUAAAAAGGAGAAGAAAAUGUCUGUUGUCAGACACUAAGCAUACCUACCCUGAAGUGUAUAAAAGCCUCUGCUACACCUACAAAGACUUGAGCACUUUCUUCCCCUCUGUUCAUUUCUCUGCCUCAACGCAUUUUCUGGCAGAACACUGUUGCGUGUAAAGUACAAUGGAGGCUUCAUGUCUUGAGGAGUCUGAAUUAUUUAAGGCAGGAGGAAGUGCUUCACCGAGGGAUCUCCAUGCAUGGGUCCAUGCAGUGCUCCUACUGCUUUCAGAAGCAAAUUAAUCCCACCCAUAGGAACAAUGUUAUGAUUUGAUAAUGAUUCAGCUUGUGCUGUUUGGCUGAUGAUCUGCAAGAGAUAUUGUCUGUAAAAGUUGUGGUACAACCAAAAGAGCUGUUGGGAAGGUGGAUAUGGCUAUUCUCAUAGGCACCUGGCUUUUCUGAGCUAGUUUACUUGAAGGAUGUGAAGGCCUCAUCCAAGUGGGCUAUGCCAGGGAGACGUAAUGUAUAUAUGAACCAAAGCUACUCUCCCAUAGUGCAUGUGUCAGAGACUUCCAAGGCCAAAGACAGCAUGGGAUUGGAGGUGGCAGAGAGGGUUAGGCAUCAGUUGGCUUCUGCUCCGCUGACCAGUGCAGCAAUCGGCAUCCAACCUGGUUAUUUAUUAUUAUUUAAAUAAUAUUAAUUUGCCCGCUAGGAAUUCAGUUCCUCAGUUUGAUAACACCAGCCUACCCAGCCACACAAUGUGGAAGUUGGAAAGUCUGGUCCUGAGUAUUCCCAUCAGGAUUCCUGUGGAAUUGCCAUCAGUCCACAUGAGCAACUUUGAUGCGCUACAGGUUGGGUGGAGCAUCCUUUGCAAAAAGAGGGAAACGUCGAACUAUGAGUGAUCUUUCUGCUUAAUUUCAAGAUGGAUUCCACAUAUCAUGGGCUAAGUAAGGACUAGUAAACAUUCAGUGCAUGCAGUAUCCCCCAUGACAGAGAUCAUUACCUACCUACCUACCUCCCACCAUUUUGUUCUGAGAUAAACAAUGGUGAGUAGGCAAUUGUAUUACUAAGGUGGGCUUCAGGGUUUAUGGGUGUAAUUGGGAAUAUGACCAAUUAUUGUUCUAGGAAUUAAUCCCAUGUUAAAAAAAAAUACAGAGGGAGAGGUUGAGUCUUCCAUCAGGGCACAGAUUUCUGCGUGUGCAAUGAAGCAUUCUCUCCCUCUCGCUCCCCCCCCCCAAUUCUGUUCUAGGAGCUCCCCCAGCCCCCUGGAACAUAUUUGAGGAAGGCAUGGGGCAGACACAGGGGAAGGAGAAGAUGGAAAGUCCUGUUGCACACACAGAAAUCCUUGUGGGGAUAGGAUACGGUAGUUGAAUACCACCCAGAGCCAGGGGACAAUGAGAGAACUGAGAAGCACAGGAGAAAAAAAAUUGAAUCCACAGGAGGGGUGCGGGCAGGGCAGAGUUCUGUGCAUAUAUAUUAUAAUUUGGGCACCUUGGGAAUUCAUUAAUAUGAUCUGGCAUGCAGAGAAGAUGAUUAUGAUAAAACAUAUAAUCAGGUCUUAAUCUGAGCCAGGCUUGGUCAACCCAUGAACCUAUUUUGAAAGCCAGGAAUAUGAAAGGGUAGAAUAGAGUGUCUCUCAGCAUGGGCAGAAUGCAUGUUCCUCACCACUGAGUAUCUAUGCCCAGAAUUGGAGAGGGCUCCUGGGUCAAAGGGUGACUGAGAAAGGCUUGAGCCCACCUCAGCUUGUCUGGUUAUAACAAAAUCUAUUGAAUGACCUUUUUCUGCCUCCCCCUUCAUUUUUUUUAAGGCAUUGGCAUUUCCUAAAUAUGUGACUGUGCCUUCCACCUUAGGUUUUGCUGUUGCAGAGGGGGUUUAGUUCUCUUGUUUCUUGGAUGCCUCUUUCAGACUGGUGUGGUUAUGGCUUUUAGGUUCAAUGCCUCCAAAGAAUUAGAAUCAAAUUCUGAGUUCGGAUUAAUCCACAUUGCUAAUGCCUGCGGAAUUAAACCGAUUUACAUCUGCUAGAUAUCAGCACUUUGAUCUCCUAUUGUAGUGACCUGUUUGCUGAUGCAAGGAACAGGUCAGGUAGUUUACGGGGAUUGCAGUCACGGAGGGUAGCAAAUAACAUGCCCAAGACAUAUUGGCAAAGAACGUGCCCAAGACUGUUGCAUCACUCUACAUGUGUAGCCUAGGUGUGCUAGGAUGGACAAUAGGUUAUUUCUUGGACUUCUCACUUCUGUCUGCAGAGUAGAGGACAGUCUCGAUGGAGUAGACCAGAAGCCUGCACUGUGCGCCCUUUGGUCUCUGGUGCUGUGCCUCCUGCUGUUAACAAAGAGAGCUCACCAUUCACAUUUGGAAAGCCUGAGCCCACUUCUUUGUACACACAAAAUCCUUGCAGGCACACCCCCUUUCCCUUGCAAUCUGAGUGAUACGCGUGUACUUUCUCUUGUAAAUAAUUGUAAAUCAAAAAUGUAACAAAAACUGGGGAUCUGGAGAUUUUGAUUAGUAGCUCCUUGUGAUGAAUUCAAGCACAGAGCCAUUUCGCACCUGUAAUGUGAAAUUCCUGUGGAUAGAACAAGCUAAUAAACACUGGCUUUGUUUUUGAAAA
Messenger RNA from Zootoca vivipara (common lizard), 5965 nucleotides. RefSeq names its product semaphorin 3F (gene SEMA3F). NCBI's taxonomy places the organism in Eukaryota, Metazoa, Chordata, Lepidosauria, Squamata, Lacertidae. Gene Ontology annotation, molecular function: semaphorin receptor binding; chemorepellent activity. Gene Ontology annotation, biological process: semaphorin-plexin signaling pathway; positive regulation of cell migration; negative chemotaxis. The record is from RefSeq and is a predicted model, not a curated record. Gene Ontology annotation, cellular component: plasma membrane.